AUGCGGUGGCUAGCCCAGCAGCGACGCCUCGGUGCCACGUCGUGUCGAUGGUUUCACGUACUGAUACCUCGGGUCACCUCGACCACCCCACUUCAAGAAUACAACCAUCAGGUGGAGAGUGGGCGGUUACGUGACGAUCCUUACCAGCGCAAAAUCAUUCUGCUGCUUUCCAAAUUGCAUGAGCUGUUGAACAGUUACCACCCACCGAAGGUACCAACCCCUAGUGCCAAAGACAUGCUGCCCCCGCUGGGUAUCUCCAAGUGGUUCAACUCCUUUUUGGGCAAAAAGACUGGCGAUGAGUUGCCAACAGAGUUUGAGGAAAACCCGGUCAAGGGGAUCUAUCUCUACGGGGACGUCGGUUGUGGGAAAACUAUGUUGAUGGACUUAUUUUACGAGACGGUUCCCGACCACAUCUCCAAAAAAAGAUUGCAUUUCCACCAAUUCAUGCAAUUGACUCAUAAGCGUAGUCACCAACUUAAAAUGCAAUACCACGCAGACUACGAUGUUAUCCCCAUGCUUGCGGCAGAAAUUGCACAAGAAGCUACCGUGCUCUGUUUUGACGAAUUUCAAGUGGUGGAUGUUGCUGAUGCCAUGCUUUUGAGACGUCUUUUUGGUUACUUAUUGACUCCAGAAUACGGAGUGGUGCUCUUUGCGACCUCCAACCGAGCACCCGAUGACUUGUAUCUCAAUGGUAUCCAAAGAGUAAGUUUCAUUCCUUGCAUUCAACAGAUCAAGCAACAAUGUCGAGUGAUUUACCUUAAUAGUCCUACCGACUAUCGGAAAAUUGAACGGCCACUCAGUCAUGUAUACUACUCGCCAGCCCCAGGCGUUCGGUGGAACUCAAAGACCAUUGAGGCGAAGCGGAAACAGCACGUACAAGAUUGGUUCGAUUACUUCAAUCGUGAGAACCCUAACCCUAAAGUUUUGGAAAACUACGAACUCGAAGUAUGGGGCCGAAAGUUGGUGGUGCCGAAGUGUAGUCCGCCAUACGUGGCGCAGUUCACUUUCCAUGAGUUGUGUGGAUCGCCCAAAAGUGCAGGUGAUUACUUGACUCUUGCGAACGCAUUCCAACUGUUUGUGAUCACUGACAUCCCUUACUUGUCUAUCGAGGUGAGAGAGUGGGUUAGAAGAUUCAUUACAUUUUUGGAUGCUGUUUAUGACGCUCAUGGUCGUAUGGCUUGCACUCUGGCGGCUCCGUUCAAGGAUUUGUUUGUGGAGCCGGAAGAUAUUGCUAAGGGAAACUACCAGUUAUAUAAGCAUCUCAGAGAUACGGGUGAGGAAAAAUCUUUUGACGAUGAUGAAUUGGUGACCAAACAUGGCUUUGAUAAGGAGAUUGCCAAGAAGGCUCUGAUGUUCGCCAAUGAUGAAGAAAGAUUUGCCUUUGCGCGGGCCUUGCUGAGAUUAAGUCAAAUGGCCAGUCAAGACUGGGUUGAUAAUCCCAGAAAAAUAUAG
This is a messenger RNA of Diutina rugosa, 1452 nucleotides long. RefSeq lists its product as uncharacterized. Gene Ontology annotation, molecular function: ATP hydrolysis activity; ATP binding. The transcript has a single exon. The record is from RefSeq and is a predicted model, not a curated record. Gene Ontology annotation, biological process: protein quality control for misfolded or incompletely synthesized proteins. Lineage: Eukaryota; Fungi; Ascomycota; Pichiomycetes; Serinales; Debaryomycetaceae. The coding region runs from base 1 to 1452 and encodes 483 amino acids. Gene Ontology annotation, cellular component: cytoplasm; mitochondrion.